AUGAGUUCUACAAACAAAGCCUGGAUGGUUGUUGUUAGUGUUGGUGUGGUUGAAGCAUUGAAAGAUCAAGCUGGAAUAUGUAGAUGGAAUUAUGCUCUACGAUCCAUUCAUCAAUACAUUAAGAACAGAGUCAAAUCAUCAAUUUCUCAAGCAACUUCUUCUUCUUCUAUUCCAGCUUCAUCCGUUAUUCCAGAGCAGAUUACGGUGAUAAAGAAGCAAAGAGACCAUGAAUUGAGGCAAUCCGAAGAAUCACUAAGAAAAGUUAUGUAUUUGAGUUGCUGGGGACCUAAUUGAGCUAAAGAUCAAGUGUAUCUUACCUCAUGAGUUAUGUGUACGCAAUUCGUGCUUGUAUUUGUAUAUAAAUGAAAUUUUUGUCACACAUAUAUUUUCUCCAA
Messenger RNA from Papaver somniferum (opium poppy), 395 nucleotides. RefSeq lists its product as uncharacterized. The coding region runs from base 1 to 294 and encodes 97 amino acids. NCBI's taxonomy places the organism in Eukaryota, Viridiplantae, Streptophyta, Magnoliopsida, Ranunculales, Papaveraceae. The transcript has a single exon. The record is from RefSeq and is a predicted model, not a curated record.